AAAUCAAAACCACAGUGGUGUACCCAGCCACGGAGAAACACCUUCAGAAAUAUCUCCGGCAAGAAGUGCACCUCAUCCGUGAAACCUGGGAGUAUUACAAGGACAUAACGCUGCCCUUCAUCCAGUCCCAGAGCUUCAGCAUCCAGUGGGUAUAUAAUAUUCUGGAGAAGAAAGCUGAGGCCGAUCGAAUCAUCCAUGAAAACCCAGAUCCUCGCGAUGGCUUUGUUCUAGUUCCAGAUUUUAAGUGGAAUCAAAACCAGCUGGAUGACCUCUACCUGAUAGCCCUCGUUCACCGCCGAGACAUCAAAUCACUUCGGGACCUCACGGCUGAGCACCUCCCGCUGCUGAGGAACAUCUUGGUGGAAGGCAAGGAGGCCAUAACGAAGCGUUUCGGUGUUCCUGAAUCCCAGCUACGUAUCUACCUACAUUACCAACCCUCCUACUACCACCUCCACGUGCAUUUCACCGCCCUGGGUUACGAUGCUCCGGGUUGCUCUGUUGAGAGGGCUCAUCUCCUGGUAGAUGUGAUUGACAACCUGGAGAUGGACUCCAUGUACUACCAGAAACGGGCUUUGACCUUCGCCCUUCGCGCUGACGAACGUCUGCUGAAGAAAUUCCAGGAGGCAGGAAGAGUCUGA
Messenger RNA from Antrostomus carolinensis (chuck-will's-widow), 638 nucleotides. RefSeq names its product decapping enzyme, scavenger (gene DCPS). Lineage: Eukaryota; Metazoa; Chordata; Aves; Caprimulgiformes; Caprimulgidae. Gene Ontology annotation, biological process: deadenylation-dependent decapping of nuclear-transcribed mRNA. The annotation marks the transcript as partial. The record is from RefSeq and is a predicted model, not a curated record. Gene Ontology annotation, molecular function: RNA 7-methylguanosine cap binding; hydrolase activity. Gene Ontology annotation, cellular component: nucleus; P-body. The transcript is spliced from 4 exons.